Cylicocyclus nassatus is the source of this 2943-nucleotide messenger RNA. The record is from the annotation of a GenBank genome assembly. NCBI's taxonomy places the organism in Eukaryota, Metazoa, Nematoda, Chromadorea, Rhabditida, Strongylidae.
GCGUUUCUUCUCAAGAUCUAUAGACAUACAUUAUGCGUCGAGGAGGGGGUCCACUCCAUCAUGCGUCGGUGCCGACAUCUUUGGGGCUUGCCUUUCCAGCCUGCGUCACAGAAGCAUUGCUGCAGGUCUCCAAACACAUACGUUUGUCUAGCCAUGGACGAGGCCGACCAUCGCUUACAAAAAACAACGACUUGCAGCUGUUAAUUGAUAACGAGAUAUUCUGCCUGGCUGCCGAUAGGAAAACUUCUCGUCUUUCACAACUUCAAGAAUUCACGCUGAUCAACCUGUUAGCUCACUUCUUCACGGAACGAGAUGAGAUGAACAAGUACACUUAUUUUGAAGUGCUAUUCCUUGGAAGAGAGGGGGAUUCACACAUCCACGAGCUAAGACUUGGCGUCUUAUACCGGUUAGCCUCGUACGCUUUGCAGUUCCCCGUUCUGCAGCUGUACGCCCAGAUCUCGCUAUGGUUAUCUAAGGUUGGCAGCAGCAAGCCAUAUGCUGAAGAACUGGUCGCAGUUUUGGCUGAGCAUUAUUUGAAACCUGCUGAUUCCAAAAUUUUCGAGUUCCUUCUACCGCUAGAAACCUCAUGUCCAGAAUUCACUGUAUUUUUCGUCGUUUACGCUACACGCUUUAUGCCUAUCAAUCGGCCAAUGGCAGCUGUCUUCGCUAGUUAUAUAAAUAGGAAUCCCGGGUACUUCCUUAAAGGAUUCAGAGACUCGCCUCAUCUAGCAGAUAUCUUUAGACAAGAGGUAUUUGAGAAAAUGUUAACCUAUCUGCUAGAGUUAGAGGGUGAGCCAGCGACAGAUCCUGAGGCUAUGAAUUAUCACACAGCUGUCAUGGUGUUGCUAGAUAAGUGGAGCACAACAAUCAAGAAGCCAUUGGACAUUAGUAAGUUUUCUAUGCCUAUCACUUUUAUAAGCAAUAUACUAUGGCGAUAUUUUUGGUACUGGGAAGAAGUCCUCCACUGCAAAGCAUGUCAGCAAACCUGCUGCUGCAAAAGUACAGAAUCCACCACCAACCGAAGAAGUCAAGCACGUAGAAGAAUUGCAAGAGAGUGCAUCAAAGUUGUGCAUGAGGUGGCAGAACCACGUCGUGCGCAACCAGUGAGUUCAUCUACAGAAUCUCCAGAAGCGAGGGAAGAGGUGAUCAAGCCGAUAGCUCAUCAGAUUACUGUCGAGGAAGCUCACGAGGGCACUUCGCCCCAGGUUAAUAAAACUGCUGAAAGGACCGAUGUGAAGACACCAGAAGAUGCUGAACGCGAAAAUACGACGUUCAAAGGCCCUCAAAGCCAGCAAGAAGCGGUCGAUAUUCCGAAGAAGAAGGUUCCCGAACAUGUUGAAUAUCUUUUGGUGGGAGCUGGAACAGCCGCAUACUAUGCAUCUUUGGCUAUCCGAGCUCGACAUGCUGACGCUAAAGUUCUCAUGAUAGGAGAGGAAGAUUAUCUACCGUAUAAUAGACCUCCUCUAUCGAAGGAGUUGUGGUGGUACGGGGAUGAGAAGGUUGCUAGCACUUUGCAAUACACCAGUCUUGCCGGAAAGAAACGCGACAUUUUCUUCGAAGCAGAUGGUUUCUUUGUGCCAUGCAGUGAAUUGCCAAGCACUGCUCAUGGUGGAGUGUCGUUGUUGAAAGGCCGUCGCGUCGAGAAGAUCUGCCCUGACGAGAAGAAAGCAUACCUUGAUGAUAAGACAUGUAUCAAGUACGACAAAUGUCUGAUCGCCACAGGAGGAAGACCAAAAACCUUACCGGAAUUGAAGAGUUCUCCCGAGUUGGAAAAAAGAGUCGUGUAUCUGCGUGGAAUUGAAGACUAUCGCAGAUUGGAAUCCAUUUGCAAGUCGUCUAAAUCAGUCACAAUCGUAGGAGGAGGUUUUCUUGGCUCAGAGCUUGCAUAUAGCAUCCGCAGAAAGUAUGAAAAUGUGGCGGUAAAUCAGGUGAUUGCUGAGAGCGGAAACCUUAGUGGCGUUCUACCCGAGCACCUGUCGAAGAAAGCUGCAGAUUCACUCCGUGAAAUUGGCGUAAAUGUUAUGACAAAUACAAAGAUCAUAUCUGCCCGGCGGAAGGGAGACAACGUGGAACUCGAGGUAAACGGUUCGAAAAAGGUCACAUCUGAGUAUGUAGUGGUGGCAAUUGGAAUCGAACCCGAUGUAACUGUAGCGAAGGCUUCUGGACUUGAGGUCGACGAUCGACUAGGUGGCAUCGCGACUGACGCUGAGCUGCGAGUUCGAACUGGAAUAUGGGCAGCCGGUGAUGCUGCUUCAUUCUAUGACAGAUCUUUGGGUCGACGGCGUAUUGAGCAUUGGGAGAACGCGCAGAUAAGUGGAAGGCUGGCUGGUGAAAACAUGACUGGUGCGGGCAAAGCUUUCUGGUAUCAACCAUCGUAUUUCACAAAAAUCGCCCCAAAAUGGCAUAUAAAUGCCGUGGGUAUCACAGAUUCUUCGUUACCUACAGUUUCUGUUUUUGCUAAGGACCAUGACGAAAAAGAAAGCUACGACCGUGGCGUUGUUUUCUACAAAGGAGCUGAUGGAAAGGUUGUUGGUGUUCUCCUCCUCAAUGUAUUUGGCUCUGGAGUAGACGUUGCUCGGCGUUUGAUCGAGGAAGCAAGGAGUGUAGAAGAUUUUCAACAACUGGCUAAACUCUUCUCCUUAUAUAAGCCAGCCGAGACGGAAGAGAGCGACAAAAAAUCAUAGGAUUCAGCUUGCUCAAAUUAGUUUAGUCUUAGUUAGGAUUUGAAAUAUCAUAUAGGCUCAAGGAUCUAAUUGAUUCAUUAACGCAGAUAUGCACGUAGCGCGACCUGGGAUGCGUGUCCAGAGUUGCCCGCGGCGGGACCGGUUUCGGCACAGACCUGACACACGUGCAACUGUGGACACAUCCCGAGUAUCACAAUGAUAAGCAUAGCUGCUCGUGUAGGCUUUUUUUUCUUUUUUUUUUCUCAUUUCAAGGUUAGAC